Molecule: messenger RNA, 633 nt
Organism: Zymoseptoria tritici IPO323
Lineage: Eukaryota; Fungi; Ascomycota; Dothideomycetes; Mycosphaerellales; Mycosphaerellaceae
Exons: 2
Coding region: 1-633 (210 amino acids)
Source: RefSeq, a predicted model, not a curated record
AUGGCGCCCAAAAUCCACCAAAAUCACUAUGAGAUUCUCUCCCUCCCUGAGACCUGCACGGCCGAAGAAGUGAACCGGCGGUACAAAGUCCUCUCGAUGAGGCACCACCCAGACAAAGGGGGCGACGCCAAUGUCAUGGCGACAAUCAACCACGCGAGAGAUGUCCUCACGGACCUCACUGCGCGUGAGGAGUUUCACGACGCAACCUGCCGCCCACCACUGCGAGGCUUUCGACCACCUCCCCGCUCCUCCUUCGGCGACUCUCCGUUCGAACGAACGACCUUCGGCCCAGCACCACAGUCCGCACCACCAAUCCCGAAGCGUGGGGCAUAUGCGCCCAAACCUCACGCGGACAUCGAACGUGCGGAGCGACAUCAGCGUGAGCCGACACCACCGCCGGAGGACCGGCCUCUCAAGAGAGCUGGAGCACGGAGAGCUCGCCCUGCGCCGCCGCCUAGUAUGAGGGCUGAGGCGGGCGGGGCGGAGCCAUGCGCACAGCCUGUCGUGGAGAAGGAGAGAGACGAUUGGUGGGAGGACUUGGUGAAAGACUGGGAUUUUGACCGCCAGUUGACGGAAGAGGAGAAGGCUCUCGCGGACCCGGAGAUUCAGGAGAUGUGGUCGAAAUGGUUUUGA